AUGGUAACUACACUUUCCAUGAUUAGAAAAACUGAAGUGAAUUUAGAAAAAGAUACUGCUCACAUGAAAAAGGAGCCUUUUGUGUGUAAAAUAUUGAAAAUCAGUUUUGUUGGCAACACCACCUCAGAACUUGAAAGUCAGUUCACGCUGGAGGGAGGCAGUUCAGAUUCUGUGAAUGUGGUGAUCUUAUCAAACAUGAGAGGAUUCACACUGGAGAGAAAACCAUUUAAAUGUAAUGACUGUGGGAAAACAUUUUCUCAGAAAGUUGCUCUUAAUGUUCAUAUGAGGCUUCACUCUGGAGAGAAGCCAUUUAAAAAUAAUGACUGUGGGAAAGCAGUUUCUCAGAAAGGUCACCUUAACAUUCAUAUGAUGGUUCACACUGGAGAGAAAGCCAUUUAA
Molecule: messenger RNA, 399 nt
Organism: Macrobrachium nipponense
Lineage: Eukaryota; Metazoa; Arthropoda; Malacostraca; Decapoda; Palaemonidae
Product: zinc finger protein OZF-like
Exons: 2
Coding region: 1-399 (132 amino acids)
Source: RefSeq, a predicted model, not a curated record